GGGCGCGAGGUACUCCAGUCGGUAAGCGGAGAUUAUAAAACUAUAUCGAUGUAAUUAACUGUAGAACUGGGCUCCCACACGCAAUGCAAAGUUUGAAGCGCAUCCCUGGCCGUUAGUGGAGAAGUGUUGGGCAACUCCUCUGGGGGCGUGGCUCACCGACCACUGGAGCAGGGAACAUUCUGCGUACUGAUCGAGGGAGAAAAAGGGGUGUCUCACAAAGCUAAGCGCCAGUGACGCUGCAUUGGGUGCAUAACGCUUUAAGGGACUACUGUAUAUGUGUGCGUGCGAGGGCGCGUGUUCCUGUUUGCACAGGGCAGCUUUCUGCAAACCCCGUUCCCCUCCCCUUUCCCGGCUCACACACAGAGAGGGAUUAUGCAGCCGCUCCCUGCCAGCAGCUGCUGAGAGUGGCCACAUAAGGAGGCCAGUGUGUCAGUGCCCGGCCGCCUCUCGGCUCUCUCGACACCGACCGAGCCUUUCCCCUGAAACUGAAGGACGUUACUUGUUAUACCGGAGCCUGUGCAAAUUUGUUCUGUUCACUGUUAGGUUGAAAGCCUCAGGCCUAAUCGAUAAUCGCCUACGAAGGACUGCUGUGUCCGUCCAAUAUGAGUGUUGAAAUGGUGGCCCUCAGGGCAGGGGUUUUUGAAGCUCUCCUGGGGACAGUAGUUCCAUGCGUCAGAUGUAUUCCAGAGCUAGCACAUCUGAAUAAACCUAUCAACUAAUUAUUAGGCCUUGACUGCUUGAUUCAGGUGAGCUAAAACAAAAUUGUGAGACAGCUUUAGUUCGCCGGGGGAGGUUUGAAAACGAGUGUCUUGGGCAGAAUCUUGAGUGAACGCCAAACAAAUCAGUUAAAGUUUAUGGCAAAAAAAAUUCACAACUGGUCAAACAGGUAAAACACGAUAAGAUCUCUGCAGAUUUCCAAUCAGAUACACAGGAAAAAAAACAAGAUAAACCCAGACAUGACAGUCUCGGUCGGUAACUUAAGAGUGAGCUCAGACGAGAGCCAGUGUUAGCGGAAGAGCAGUGACUGGUCCAGUCAGCAUGCGCAAACAAUUAACACUCAACAGUUACGUGCCCUGCCAGCAACUUGAUCUGGUUCUUGCCACACUCCUGAAUAUCCUGCUCUCAUCCGUUUGCUAAUCACUCAGCUCUGGGACACAGGAAGGUGUGGUGGCGUGCCUCUCUCUCAUAUAUACUAUAUAUUCUCUAGCUAGCACAACUGGUUAAACCUCCAGGAGCCACGUUGUCUCGUCAGCUGCCUCGACAUGCACAACCCAGACUGUCUGUCUCUCCCACAGCACAACCCAGACUGUCUGUCUCUCCCACAGCAUAACCCAGGGCUUUCCCCCCUGACCCCUUCCCCUGACACCUGUGAGGUGCCCUGCUACAAAGCCAUGUCGCCGCCUCCUACCUCCCUGUCCACGUCCCGGCUGAAGUAUCUGUCCCUGGGCAUACUGGUGCUGCAGACCACCUCGCUGGUGCUCACCAUGAGGUACUCCCGGACACUGCAGGGCGAAGGACCCCGCUACCUGGCCUCGUCGGCCGUGGUGUCGGCUGAGCUGCUGAAGAUCAUCACCUGCAUGCUGCUUGUCUUCCAUGACCACAGAUUCAGCAUGCGGGCUUUGAAUCGGGUGCUAAAGGAAGAGAUUCUUAACAAACCCCUAGAGACGUUGAAGCUGGCCAUUCCCUCAGGCAUCUACACACUCCAGAACAAUUUGCUCUACGUGGCCCUGUCAAACCUUGACGCAGCCACCUACCAGGUGACGUACCAGCUGAAGAUUCUCACCACAGCCCUGUUCUCAGUGUCCAUGUUGGGGAAGAAGCUGGGCUUGUACCAGUGGCUAUCCUUGCUCAUCCUCAUGACUGGCAUCGCUUUCGUACAGUGGCCUACCGAAGCUCUGGUCGGGCCCUCUCCCAAGCCUCUGUCCGCCGGCUCCCAGAUGGUGGGUGUGAUAGCGGUUCUGAUAGCCUGCUUCUCCAGUGGCUUCGCCGGCGUGUACUUCGAGAAGAUACUCAAGGAGUCGAAGCAGAGCGUGUGGAUCCGCAACAUCCAGCUAGGUUUCUUUGGCCUGCUGUUUGGUCUAAUGGGAGUGUUUGUGUACGACGGAGAGCGAGUGAGGGAGUCCGGCGUCUUCCAGGGCUACACCUCACUCACCUGGACUGUUGUGGCCCUGCAGGCUCUGGGUGGCUUGGUCGUAGCCGCUGUCAUUAAGUACGCCGACAACAUCCUGAAGGGCUUCGCCACGUCAAUCUCCAUAAUCCUGUCAACACUCAUAUCCUACUUCUGGUUGAAUGACUUUGACCCUACCAGUGUGUUUUUCCUCGGGGCAGUGCUGGUCAUUGCUGCCACAUUCCUCUACGGCUACGAGAGAAAGAUGACGGCCGUCAAUCACAGCCAUGUGUAGUAGGAGACUCCGCCCCCCAACAGCCCCGCAAUGCCCAAAGCAGAGACGAGCAAAAUCACAGCUGAAACGUCAAAAACACAUGGAAACGGGGCAAGAUGGAGGUAGGAGAAGGAGAUCGUUCUGGCUGAGGAGGAGCACAGCGGAGAAGCGGUACGGAGGGUGCAAACAACACCGCCAGGCUUUGGUCAGUCCUGACAGUCAAAAUGGAGGUGAUGGUUUAGCUCAUGAUUCUGAAAUGGUUUUUACUCAAACUCAAAGACUUCACGUUGCAAGGAGAAAGUGGUACAUGGUGUCUAUACUCUCCCACAGUGACUUCUCAAACAGGCUCGUGAACGUGACGUCUUCAGUUCACACUCACAUGCAUGUCCCUCAGUUAUCGUGCUUCAAGACGUUGUCAUGGAGCUGAAGCUGUUAUUCUACAACGUUAGUAACCUGGAGACGGGACCCGGUUACUGUAUUACGCAUUCAUGGCAGGCCACAAGCCUAGGUUUUUGGAAGUCAGCGUUUAAGUGAUUGUUCCCUGUGUCUGUGCAAUUUAACAUUUCCUGUUUUUCUUAACCAGCAAGCCUCUGCGUUUAAGGACCAUACCUCCAUGUAGCUGCAGCUGGCCGGCACAUUCUUCACUCUCAAUAUGGGACUUCAGGUGUAUGACCAAGUUUGAGGUUGCUGCACUUGCAUUGGUUUUUGUGGCUGUUUUACACACUGCAGACAUUUCUUCACAGUCACACUGACUUUUGGGAACCUCAUUUUAAAAGAAUGUAUUUCACUAAUUUUGAACCCGGCAAAUUAAGAACCAAAGGCGUGUUUACAUCUUGGUGGGCAUUCUGUCGGAUCCAGAAUAUUGACGGGCCUGAUGUUAAAGCAUGUGACACCAGUCACACCUGUCAGGUGGAUGGAUUAUUUCGGGAAAACAAGAAAUACUCAAUAAUCAGGAUGUGAAAAAACCAAAUGACUAAGACAGUGCCUGACAAAAGAACUAAAAUGAAAACCGUCAGUACUCUGGGUUCUGCAGUUGAGAACCCCUUCUAGAAAACAGUUUACCAGCUGUGUGUGUGUGGGUGUGUGUGUGUGGGUGUGUGCAUGUGUGUGUGUAUGUAUGUGUGUGUGUGUGUGGCGAGGGGUGGGGCUAUGCCUUGUACCCAUGGGGGUGAAAGCUCCGGCCCAGCUCAGAUUCAUCCAAGGUGUAUCUUGGCUAGGUGGGCACAGGUUGUCUCUGACGCACAACAUUUUUAGUUUUGCUACAACUGAAGACUAGUUGUUGGAAAGUGUGUUGUAUAUCAUUCAAGCGGUGUUGAGGGGUGGUCUUUGUCUUGCCAGGCCUGGAGUAAUUCAGAGAUUCACGAAGCAGCUGUCUCGCUUGAGAGACUAAGGUUGUUAGCACAGGAUGAGGGGGGAUAGUAAUAGUAAUAUAUGUUUUGGGACCAGUCCAUAUAAUGCCAUGAUGAAGGACUCCAUCAACAUCUCUUUUACUUGGAGAACUAAUGUAAUAGCUACUGUUUGAAUACAUAAAGAUAUGUACAUUUAGAGUUGAGUGUUCAAAAUCGACAACAAUAGUAUCUAAACAAUAUCAAAAGAUCACUUUUUAGAUGGGCAGAAAAAAUAUAUAUUGGUGUGGUAUAACCACAAUUAAAGCCAAUGCAGUACUUGUGGUUAUGUUUUUAUGUUAUGUUAUGACUGAUUAUUAAACAAAAACGAAUCUAAAGAAAACUUAUUUUUACGAUUUAUUUAAGUGAGCCUUCUUUGGCAUGCAGAAAAUGUUCAGUCUGAUCACGUGGAUGUUAGAAAACCAGAGUGUUGUGAACACCGGCCUGAACAUACUUAGUCAUUGGUCUAAAACAAUCCUACUCAGAUGAAUGGUCAUUGGUCUAAAACAAUCCUACUCAGAUGAAUGGUCAUUGGUCUAAAACAAUCCUACUCAGAUGAAUGGUCAUUGGUCUAAAACAAUCCUACUCAGAUGAAUGGUCAUUGGUCUAAAACAAUCCUACUCAGAUGAAUGGUCAUUGGUCUAAAACAAUCCUACUCAGAUGAAUGGUCAUUGGUCUAAAACAAUCCUACUCAGAUGAAUGGUCAUUGGUCUAAAACAAUCCUACUCAGAUGAAUGGUCAUUGGUCUAAAACAAUCCUACUCAGAUGAAUGGUCAUUGGUCUAAAACAAUCCUACUCAGAUGAAUGGUCAUUGGUCUAAAACAAUCCUACUCAGAUGAAUGGUCAUUGGUCUAAAACAAUCCUACUCAGAUGAAUGGUCAUUGGUCUAAAACAAUCCUACUCAGAUGAAUGGUCAUUGGUCUAAAACAAAGUGGACCAAAAGUUAAUUCCCACCCCAAAUGUUUUUUUUCAAACAGCUAAAAAAAAAUACAUUAUAGCUUUAUGAGGGGGUGGGGGGGUGAGGAGGGUUGACAUUGCAAUUAUAAUCAACUAGGGGAAGUUAAAUCAUUUUCUAAUAAUAAUUGAAUUGGAUUUCUCAAAUGUUGCAUUUUGAUAUAUUGAUUCUGGUUCCACACAUUCACCAUACAUUUCGGUCAGUAAAGAUUGUUUACCAGUUAAUAGUUGUGACUUUCCAACACCACAGGAAACUAAAAACAGGCUUUCAUAAUGUUUUAAGAUUGACAAACAGAUAAAUGCUAUAGACAAUAUUGUUCUUUUUUGUUCCAAUGGUGUGAUGAUUUACAGUCAUUGUAGUGCUUCAAGUAGGCCUAUCAGUUCAAGCCAGUCAAUUCAAACACUUCUAUAGACAUGGAUAUGUCUUGGUUAUUCAAUAGACAUGGAUAUGUCUUGGUUAUUCUAUAGACAUGGAUAUGUCUUGGUUAUUCUAUAGACAUGGAUAUGUAUUGGUUAUUCUAUAGGCAUGGAUAUGUCUUGGUUAUUCUAUAGGCAUGGAUAUGCUCUAUAACAAGCAAACCAAUUUUUUGUUUUGCCCAUGAUCUGACAUUUACUGCAACAUCAGUAAUAAUGCAAAAACAGCAUUUUCCAUGAAACUAUAUGAACAACAAUAUCUGUUCCAUGGGAGGGAAAACUAGAUUUGGGUAGGAGAUUCAGGCAGUCCCUCAAGCUAAACAGGUAAAACUGCUAUGGGCUGUCUAAAACAUGUAUGGCUACAGUUGGAAAUAUUUGGUUACUGACUCAAUUUUCAUAAUUGUGUCUCUGUACUUUACCACAAUGGAUUUGAAAUUAAACAACAAGGUGCAAUUGAAGUGCAGACUUUCAGCCUUAA
Esox lucius (northern pike) is the source of this 5612-nucleotide messenger RNA. RefSeq names its product solute carrier family 35 member A3b (gene slc35a3b). The record is from RefSeq and is a predicted model, not a curated record. Lineage: Eukaryota; Metazoa; Chordata; Actinopteri; Esociformes; Esocidae. Gene Ontology annotation, molecular function: UDP-galactose transmembrane transporter activity. The coding region runs from base 1263 to 2402 and encodes 379 amino acids. The transcript is spliced from 8 exons. Gene Ontology annotation, biological process: pyrimidine nucleotide-sugar transmembrane transport. Gene Ontology annotation, cellular component: Golgi membrane.